Messenger RNA from Folsomia candida, 1145 nucleotides. RefSeq names its product neuroglobin-like. NCBI's taxonomy places the organism in Eukaryota, Metazoa, Arthropoda, Collembola, Entomobryomorpha, Isotomidae. The record is from RefSeq and is a predicted model, not a curated record. The transcript has 3 exons. Gene Ontology annotation, molecular function: heme binding; oxygen binding. Bases 415 to 879 code for a protein of 154 amino acids.
UGCAUCAUGGGAAAUGGAAUUUUUCGUCGAAAUUUUUCACGCAGUUUCAUUGCAGUCUGAUUUUCUUCAAUUCUCAGCCCCAUAUGUACAUACAUUAGUGGACACUCGUUAGAUGUACACCUCUCGCAGUUCCAGUUCUGAAUAAACAGUCCCAAUAAUUGGUACAUUAUUAUCUGAAUCGUUGUAUUUUCCUGAAUCUGUCCAAUAUAUGCUACAUACUUUCUCAUAGAAGCACAUUACUCGUGUUUGCAUGACCUAUUUGGUUAGCAAUUUCAAGUUGGUUUUCAUAUUAAUGGGGAAAUGAAACACAUCAAUUAAUUCGAUACGGGGAAAGUUCAGAAUGCCAAGAACAAUAGUUUAUAGAACUUUCGUGGACAACUUCCACCCAGACCCAGAACAAAAUUUCCACAUAAAAUGGACACUCAACUUAGCAUUGAAGAGAAAGCCGAGGUGCGACGAACUUGGGAUAUUAUUCGAAAAAACCUUAAAGAAAAUGGGAUGGAAAUUUUCAUCGCAAUGUUCAAGACUGAUCCAGGGAAGCAACAUUUAUAUAAACGGUUUGGCUGUAUCCCAAUCCACAAAUUAAAGUCCAACAAAGCUUUCGUCGCCCAAUCGACCCUCGUCAUGGCGUCGUUGGACGAUAUCUUGUCACAAAUUGAGAAACCGGUCGUCAUGAAAGAAAAAAUGGUCCAGUUGGGCAGACAUCACAAAGCGAUUAAGUCUCGAGCUACCCCGCGAGAUUUCAAGGAUUUGAAUAAUACCAUUUUGGACUUACUUCCCGUCGUUCUGGGGACAGCGUGGACUAAACAUUCGGAACAGGGUUGGAAGAAAGUGCUGUCAAUGCUGUUAGCGAAUAUUACUUUUGGAUUAGAAACUUAAUGCAGACACAUAAAUAUUAAUAUGAUCUAGUCAAAAUAUUAGUUAUAUUUAAGCUUUGUAAUUAAUUGUCUGUAGGUUCUUCUUCUUUAGCAUUUCUUUCAUUUUUUUAAAGCCUUGGAUUUCAAUUAGUGGCAAUAAAAUAUUUUUGUCAGGAUAACGUGCUAGUAAUCAUACCAUCGUUAUCCUAUACAACAACUUAAAAAAAUUAAUGAACGAAUAUAAAAUCAACUGAAUUCUUAGAAGGGAUUAUGUAUGUACAUAGGUAU